CUGUGUGUCACUCCAGUUCCAAGGGAUCUUACACCCUCUUCUAGUCUCAGGGGCUCUGGGACACAUGGAAUACACAUAAGCUCAUGGACACACACAUACACAUAAACUAACAAGUAGAUAAUUACAUUUAGUCAGGAAUGGUGGUAUAAAUAAAUAAAUGCAGGUACGAUGGUGCAGACCUUUAAUUCUACCACUGGGAAGACAAAGGCAGGUGGAGCUCUGAGUUUGAGGCCAGCCUGGUCUAUAUAGUGAGUUCCAGGCUAGCUAGGCUACACAGGGAGACCCUGACUCUAAAUAAAACUUUAAAUAAAUUUAGAUUCUGUCCUUGGGACUCAAUGAGGACAAGCUACUUCCAACAGACUAUACAAAACAAAAACCACAAAAACAAAAAUGAAGGUUGACACACAGUUUAAGGGAAGCUAUCUGUUGCCUUAAGAAUUAUCCUGGCCUCACAGGCUGAAAGACAAGGCAGGAUGGGUAGAAGAUGGGUUGGGGAGGGACCAGCCCCGGCUCCGCCCUUCCUACUUUAGAGCCAUGGAGAGCCCAGGUCCUGGUGGGCCACCCCUGGUGCAAGCGCCCUACACUGUUCUGCUGCUACCACUGGGGACAAGCCGCCAAGACCCAGGAGCCCAGAACUUCUUCCUCUGGCCAGCUGCAGAUGAUGCAGGCUCUGGAGAGGGAACAAGAUGCUCUGUGGCAGGGCCUGGAGCUGCUGGAGCAUGGCCAGGCCUGGUUCGCAGACCGGCUGAGGGAGACCCAGCAACGGCAGCUGCAGCUGGGGGCCCUUGGCGAGGACUUUCUGAUGGACUUGCAUUCAGAGACUGAUGCCCCUCUGCUAACCCGGAUUCAAAAGGUGAAUGCUUGUCUGCACAGUCUGAUUCACAAGGAGUUGUCAAAGCAUCGGAAAGGAGUCACCCAGUCCACGGGAGAGGUGGUCAGCCAGGCUCCCCCAGGGCCAAAGGGGCCUACCCUUGUGUAGACAGGAGACCCUCCCCUCCCUGCACUGGUGAGUAAGGGGUGGGGUUGGAGUCAGAAUACUCCUGCCCCUCCCCACCCCGAUUUCAUCUUAACUCAGCAGCCAGGGGGCUCCAGGCUGAGAAAUUCAGACAGCUUGGUACAAAGUGUCCACAGCUCCUUCUCCAUGCCCCUUGCCCUCGCUCUCCCCUUCAUCGUGCACAACAACCGUCUUUCCCCAGUGUAUCCGGUGAGAAGGCGUGAUCACUGAGACUCGCCUUCAGCUGAAGCAAAACUAAGCUAAAGCAGCUGCCCUGGAACUUAGAGUGAAAACUGCACCAUCUGGUGCCCUGUGUGCUGCUCUGUGCCCUGUGUCCUGCUCUGCUUCUGGAAUAAACAGCAGCUUCCUUAUUAAAAAAAAAAAAAAAAAA
Mus musculus (house mouse) is the source of this 1385-nucleotide messenger RNA. RefSeq names its product suppressor APC domain containing 1 (gene Sapcd1). Lineage: Eukaryota; Metazoa; Chordata; Mammalia; Rodentia; Muridae. The record is from RefSeq and is a predicted model, not a curated record. The transcript has 4 exons. The coding region runs from base 485 to 979 and encodes 164 amino acids.